Molecule: messenger RNA, 773 nt
Organism: Mya arenaria
Lineage: Eukaryota; Metazoa; Mollusca; Bivalvia; Myida; Myidae
Exons: 2
Coding region: 103-537 (144 amino acids)
Source: RefSeq, a predicted model, not a curated record
CGCUGAACGAGUAAUAUUGUAUAUAAACGCGCGGCGCUCUGACCAGUUACCAAAAAGGAAUAAACAGUCUCCAGUGAAAUCGUACCAUAUCGUGGUUUAAGCAUGGCCGUCUGGGAAUCCUGUUCUGGCGGAGUUAUCCCGCCAUCCGCGGUGAGAGCCGGAUACGAGGCGGACGGAAAGCCGCUUUUUAUCGCCCGUGCGCGAAUGGAUGAUGGCACACUGAAUCCUGGCAAGGCUGGCUGCCAUCUACCGGGCGCGCACAUCCCGUGGGGCGGCAAGGAGAAUAUCGUGCAGAACUAUGAAAUCCUCGUUCAACCCGUGGACGCCAUUGGUCAUUACGAAUGGCAGCGUGACUCCGGCGGCCAUGUUCCCAUAUCUGCCAUGUCGACGGACAAAGGAAUGUUCGUGGGACGCUGCCAUCAUGAAGAUGGUCUGGUUCCAUGCAAAGUACACGUUCACUACGGCUGCGCUUUCAUUCCAUACGGAGGCGAGGAACGGAGGAGCAGCGAAUACGAAGUAUUCUGUCGCGUCAAAUAGUUUGGUCGACGACGGCGUUAUUCGCUUGUACACAGAAAAGUGUAGCGUAUUGAUAGUUAAAAAAAAUAAAACAUAUUGUCUUACAAUAGUAAUAAUUUAAAGAAUCAAACCAGACACAAUGUGAAAAAUAGACGUUUAUGAAUGGACAAGUGUGUUUAUUUUCAGACUUAAUAUAAAGUGAAUACUUGUAUAAUUUCAUAUUGCCGAGUAAACUAUGUUAUGAUAACGCUUUUGCA